Molecule: messenger RNA, 3300 nt
Organism: Uncinocarpus reesii 1704
Lineage: Eukaryota; Fungi; Ascomycota; Eurotiomycetes; Onygenales; Onygenaceae
Product: oxidation resistance protein 1
Exons: 7
Coding region: 1-3300 (1099 amino acids)
Biological process (GO): intracellular protein transport; vesicle-mediated transport
Cellular component (GO): membrane coat
Source: RefSeq, a predicted model, not a curated record
AUGGCCAUGACCCUAGGCAAGGAUGUAUCAGCGCUCUUCCCUGAUGUCCUCAAAAACAUAGCUACCGCCGACCUGGACCAGAAGAAACUCGUAUAUUUAUAUUUAAUGAAUUAUGCCAAAUCCCACCCCGACCUCUGCAUUCUUGCUGUUAAUACCUUUGUUCAAGACUCUGAAGAUCCAAACCCUCUUAUACGAGCGCUAGCUAUAAGGACAAUGGGCUGUAUCAGGGUGGAUAAAAUGGUGGAUUAUAUGGAGGAACCCCUACGUAAAACGUUACGGGAUGAAUCGCCCUAUGUACGGAAAACCGCCGCUAUCUGCGUUGCCAAACUUUUCGACCUCAAUCCCACACUAUGCUUAGAAAACGGUUUUCUAGAAUCCUUACAGGAAAUGAUAGGGGAUCCGAAUCCGAUGGUCGUGGCAAAUUCAGUUACCGCGCUGGCGGAAAUUAAUGAGACGGCUCCGGAAACCAAAGCGCUUCAAAUAACACCAAAUACCCUUCGAAAGAUGCUGAUGGCGCUAAACGAAUGUACGGAAUGGGGUCGGGUUUCGGUCCUCACAAGCUUAUCGAAUUACAGAAGCUCUGACCUAAAGGAGUCAGAAAGUAUCUGCGAACGUGUUGUUCCUCAAUUUCAACAUAUCAAUGCCGGUGUGGUUCUUGCUGCGGUGAAAGUCGUGUUUCUGCACAUGAAGAAUAUCAACCCAGAAACCGCUAAAUCGUACCUUAAAAAGAUGGCACCGCCAUUAGUGUCUGCUGCUCCCGAAGUCCAAUACGUUGCUUUGAGGAACAUCGACCUUCUUCUCCAAGCCCAACCGAAUAUCUUAGACAAGGAGCUCCGAGUUUUCUUCUGCAAAUACAAUGACCCCCCAUAUGUCAAAUUUCAAAAAUUGGAAAUUAUGGUCCGAAUCGCCAAUGAACGGAACGUUGAUCAACUCCUCGCAGAACUGAAAGAGUAUGCUCUGGAAGUAGAUAUGGAUUUUGUACGCCGAGCAGUAAAAGCAAUUGGACAAACGGCUAUCAAAAUUGAAACCGCUACCGAAAAAUGUGUCACGACGCUACUCGAUCUUAUCAACACCAAGGUGAAUUAUGUCGUCCAGGAAGCCAUCGUGGUCAUCAAAGAUAUAUUCCGAAAGUAUCCAGGCUACGAAGGCAUCAUACCUACUCUUUGUCAAUGUAUUGAUGAACUAGAUGAACCGAAUGCCAGAGGAUCAUUGAUCUGGAUCGUGGGAGAGUAUGCUGAAAAGAUUAGCAAUGCGGGUGACAUUUUGGCUGGUUUUGUAGAAGGAUUCAAUGAAGAGUUCACCCAGACUCAAUUACAAAUAUUGACAGCCGUUGUGAAAUUGUUCUUGAAACGCCCGGAAAAAGCACAGGGACUGGUGCAAAAAGUAUUACAGGCAGCGACGGCGGAGAAUGACAACCCUGACAUCCGUGACCGGGCAUAUGCUUAUUGGCGACUACUAUCCAACACCACAGAUUCGAAUGCGGCGAAGAAUGUUGUGUUAUCCGAAAAACCUCCUAUUGUCACUACAAUUCAGUCCCUUCCACCAAAUCUUCUUGAACAAUUGCUUCACGAACUGUCGACUUUAGCCUCUGUCUACCAUAAGCCACCAGAACAGUUUGUUGGACAGGGUAAAUUUGGCGCCGAUGCUGUACAGAAAGCCGCUAUUGAGGAACAACUACAAAAUGCCCGCGAGAAUCCGCUGGCGGCAGCUGCAGCCGCAGCAGUCACCGGAUCUACUGCGGCUCCCAUCCAAAACAAUGUUGAGAAUCUCCUUGACAUCGAUUUUGAUGGUACGGCACCCGCUUCGACGCAAAAGGAGCCUCCAUCGGGAAUGUCUGGGCUUGAAGGACUAGCGGGAACACCAAUGAGGGUGGAAUCUCCCACCGGAGGUGCGCCCCAACAACCUAACUCGAACAUAGAAGAUUUGAUGGGCGUGUUUGGCAGUGGGCCAGCAACAAAUGACGGUGGGUUCGGUGGAGGUACGGCCAGUUCUGGAGGCGCGGACUUGAUGAAUGGGUUUGCUGGGUUGGAUAUAUCCGGCUCGUCAACCUCUCCUGCAACGACGGUCAAUUCCCGAGGUCUAGAUCAUAUUCCAGUGGCCUACCGUCAAUUGAUCUCCAUGUCAUCGCCAGAGACAGACCACACCGCCGUCCCCCAUACCCCAUCCCCUGAUCUCCAGCCUUCCGCCCCACCCUCACAAUCACCACCACCGCAACGCCAACAACACCAACAACCGCACAGUCCACCACGCCCAUCUCCCUCCGCAUCAUCCUACUUCACCUUCCCAGUCACACAUGUCGUCUCCGGCCUCUACCGCCGUCUAACCGAACCUCCCCCCGAACCCUCCUCCCCCAAAAUCCCCGCCCGCGUCGCGACAGAGCCCAUGAAUGCCUCGGACAUCAUAUUCUCCCCGCGCCGCACGGCCUCGCCCUUCCAGCCACCGCCACUCACGCCGCUGACGCUGAGAGCCUCGCCGCCACCGUCGAGCCAGCUCCUAACGCGCGCGCUGGCGGAGGAGAUACGCCUGCUUGUGCCGCCGCGGUUGCAGUUGGUGGAUACGUGGGUGCUGGCGUAUAGCUUGGAUCGGGACGGGUCGAGUCUGUCGACGUUGUUUGAAAAGGGUGCGGAGUGUGCGGCGAGAAGUCAGAGGGCGGGGUAUGUGCUUGUUGUGAAGAAUGUUUCUUCCGCCGGGGAUGGUGGAGGCGCGGGCGGAGGCGGCGGCGGAGGAGGAGGAGGAGGAGGAGGAAUAGGGGGCGGGAAUGGCUCGUUAUUUGGAGCGUAUUUGACGGAUCCUCCGCGGCCGACCUCGCAUUAUUAUGGCACUGGGGAAUGCUUCUUGUGGAGGGCGAGCACGCUUGCGUCCACGCCGUUGUUGCUGGGUGGGCGAGGCGCUCAGCUGGAGAGGCCUGACGGGCAGGCGAGGUUGGAGCUGGCGGGCCUCCCUCCGCCGCCAAGUACAGAUACGACGAAUCUACGGGGUAGGAGUACAACAUUUAAAGGUGAGGAAAGGCUUCAAGGGGACUCUUCAAGUCAUGUCCGCGAAGGUCAACAAGAGGGUGGUGCCGAUCCGCUUCAGCUUCCCCUUCCUGAGCAGAAUCCCGAGCUUGGGGAAUCAGCAGCCGCUGGUCGAGAUUCCGAUGCAGAAGGCCCUGUUGCUAACAGCAGAAAUGGCUUUCUAGGCGACUCGAGGAGCGGGACCAGCACCCCCGAUCGAAUACGUUUCAAGGCAUUCCCGUACAGCGGCGUGAACGAUUACAUGAUAUUUUGCGAAACUGGAUUUUUGAGCGUUGGCGGAGGGUAA